AUGAUUGGUAUCAAUGGCGGCCUCACCAUGCUCUUCCACAGGCGCGGGGAUCGACUCAAGAUACCGAGAUACCAGAAUACCUUCCGCCUACUGCCGUUUAAAGCCUUUCACGCGUUGACGGUCGACAAGAUCGUUCGCGGCGUGAUGGAAAGGAAAUUAUCGGCGAUUACGUCCUACGAGCCGGAUCAGGCGUCAAAAUUGUGUUUGGAGAUUGCCGCGGAUGUGCUGAAGACCGUCGUGAAGAAGGAUUACGACAGAUGCAAGCUGGCGGUGCAGGUGAGCAUCGUUCAACGCUGCCGGCAAAGUAUCUGCGCGGCCUUCCAGUGUCUCUGGGACGUGGAGCGCGAUAAUUACUCCUGUCACGUAUUGGAGAGCGAUCACGUGCACGCGUGGUGCUGCGUGUUCGGUAUAUAUUACGACUAA
Messenger RNA from Harpegnathos saltator (Jerdon's jumping ant), 423 nucleotides. Its product is annotated as tctex1 domain-containing protein 1. Gene Ontology annotation, molecular function: dynein intermediate chain binding. NCBI's taxonomy places the organism in Eukaryota, Metazoa, Arthropoda, Insecta, Hymenoptera, Formicidae. The record is from RefSeq and is a predicted model, not a curated record. Gene Ontology annotation, biological process: microtubule-based movement. The coding region runs from base 1 to 423 and encodes 140 amino acids. The transcript has 3 exons. Gene Ontology annotation, cellular component: cytoplasmic dynein complex; cytoplasm.